AUGGCCGACAACUUGAAGCCCGUGGCCCUCUUCCUGCUGAUGCUCAACUUGUGCAUGUACCUCAUCCUCGCCAUCAUCGGCGGGUGGGCGGUCAACUUGGCCAUCGACCGCGGCUUCAUCAUAGGCCCCGAGCUGCGUCUCCCGGCGCAUUUCCACCCGAUAUUCUUCCCCAUCGGGAACUGGGCCACCGGCUUCUUCGUGGUGUUCGCGCUGCUCGCCGGCGUCGUCGGGGCGGCCUCCUGCAUCGUCGGCUUCACCCACGUCCGCUUCUGGAACUACAGCAGCCUGCAGCCCGCGGCGUCGCUCGGUCUGCUCGCCUGGGCCCUCACCGUCUUGGCCAUGGGGCUGGCUUGCCAGGAGAUCAGUUUCGACCGAAGAAACGCGAAGCUGGGGACCAUGGAGGCCUUCACGAUCGCCCUGUCACUGACGCAGCUCGUCUACAUCCUCGCGAUCAAGGCGGGCGGUCACGGACCCGUCCACGUCGAACGGCAGCACAACGCCUUGGGCCGCUGA
Messenger RNA from Triticum turgidum subsp. durum (durum wheat), 513 nucleotides. The record is from the annotation of a GenBank genome assembly. Lineage: Eukaryota; Viridiplantae; Streptophyta; Magnoliopsida; Poales; Poaceae.